AAAACAACAAAACAAACAAUGUCUUCGAACAAGAUUGUGUUGACUAGCUCGGAUGAUGAAUCGUUCGAGGUUGAGGAAGCGGUGGCUCGUAAAUUGAAGGUCAUAGCACACAUGAUCGAUGACGACUGCGCCGAUAAAGCAAUCCCGCUUGAAAACGUCACCGGAAAUAUCCUCGCUUUGGUUAUCGAGUAUUGCAAGAAACACGUACUUGAUGAUGUUGAUGAUAGUGAUGAUUCUACUGAAGCAACAAGCGAAAAUGUAAACGAGGAAGCCAAGAACGAGCUCAGGACUUGGGACGCAGAGUUCAUGAAAGAAUUUGAUAUGGAAACAGUCAUGAAACUCAUUCUCGCUGUUAAUUAUCUCAACGUCCAAGAUCUUCUUGGUCUCACUUGCCAGACCGUUGCAGAUCACAUGAAAGAUAUGUCGCCAGAGGAAGUUCGAGAACUCUUUAACAUUGAGAAUGAUUACACACCUGAAGAAGAAGACGCGAUUCGUAAGGAAAACGCUUGGGCUUUUGAGGAUCUAAAGUAAAACCAUAAAGUUCCGUUUUCUAAGUGUUGAUCUCGAUGUUCUUUAAUCUUUGUUGAUUGCAUUCGUUUCUUUGAAUUCAUGGUUUGUGGUUUCCUUUUGUAUUUCAUCAUGUUAUAAUGUUUAACAAUAUUUACUUAUAUAUGCCAAUGUUAAUUAA
Messenger RNA from Arabidopsis thaliana (thale cress), 688 nucleotides. RefSeq names its product SKP1-like 16 (gene SK16). NCBI's taxonomy places the organism in Eukaryota, Viridiplantae, Streptophyta, Magnoliopsida, Brassicales, Brassicaceae. The transcript has a single exon. Gene Ontology annotation, cellular component: nucleus. The record is from RefSeq and is marked reviewed. The coding region runs from base 19 to 531 and encodes 170 amino acids. Gene Ontology annotation, biological process: protein ubiquitination; ubiquitin-dependent protein catabolic process; jasmonic acid mediated signaling pathway.